Messenger RNA from Acomys russatus (golden spiny mouse), 936 nucleotides. Its product is annotated as olfactory receptor 6C2-like. Gene Ontology annotation, cellular component: membrane. NCBI's taxonomy places the organism in Eukaryota, Metazoa, Chordata, Mammalia, Rodentia, Muridae. The record is from RefSeq and is a predicted model, not a curated record. The transcript has a single exon. Gene Ontology annotation, biological process: G protein-coupled receptor signaling pathway. Gene Ontology annotation, molecular function: G protein-coupled receptor activity; olfactory receptor activity. The coding region runs from base 1 to 936 and encodes 311 amino acids.
AUGAGAAAUCACACAGUAACAACGUUCAUCCUACUGGGACUGACUGAUGACCCACAGCUGAAAACCCUGGUCUUCAUCUUCCUGUUUCUCACCUACAUGCUGAGUAUAACUGGGAACCUCAUAAUUAUCUCCCUUACCUUCUUGGAUCCACACCUAAAAACUGCUAUGUACUUUUUCUUACAAAAUUUCUCCUUUUUAGAAAUCUCAUUUACAACUGCUUGCAUUCCCAGAUACUUAUACAAUAUCUCAACAGGUGACAAGAUAAUUACAUAUAACAGCUGUGCCAUCCAAAUAUUUUUUACUGAUAUUUUUGGCGUGACAGAAUUUUUUCUCCUGGCUAUCAUGUCCUACGACCGAUAUGUAGCCAUCUGCAAACCCCUGCACUAUGUCGCCAUCAUGAACAGCAGGGUCUGUAGAAGACUUAUCCUCGGUUGCUGGGCAGCUGGCUUGUUGGUGGUCCUGCCGCCGCUUAGCCUGGGUCUCGAUCUGGAAUUCUGUGACUCCAAUGUCAUCGACCAUUUUGUUUGUGACGCAUCUCCCCUCCUAAAGAUCUCAUGCACGGACACAUGGCUCAUCGAGCAGAUGGUGGUCGUUUGCGCGGUGCUGACAUUUAUCAUGACCCUUGUGUGUGUGGUUCUUUCCUACGUGUACAUCAUAGGGACCAUUCUAAGAUUCCCUUCUGCCCAGCAAAGGAAAAAGGCCUUUUCCACUUGUUCAUCCCACAUGAUCGUGGUUUCCAUCACCUAUGGCAGCUGCAUCUUCAUCUAUGUCAAACCUUCAGCAAAGGACUCAGUGGCUAUCAACAAGGGUGUGACAGUUCUUACCACUUCCAUUGCUCCUAUGUUGAACCCGUUCAUUUAUACCUUGAGGAACAAACAAGUCAGACAGGCCUUCAGUGACUCAGUUAAAAGAACUGUACUGUUCUUCAAGAAGUAG